AUGUCUUCUCAGGCCUUCGCGGCCCUGGGCGGCGACAGUGGGCGCAGGAAGCCCCGCCUGGCGGCGUCGUUGAAGAUCAACCCCGGGCCCACUCCGUGGCGACCCUCGGCCAGUUUGGGCCGAGAUUCCUGGGAGUCCACGCCCACCCUCUGCGUGGAGGAGGUCGUUGGGGGGGGUGGACGGCCCCAGGCGUCUGCGGUGGAGUCGGCAGCGGCCGGGGACUGUGGGCCCGGGCGAGCGCCAGGGCCUGCUAGGGACCUCCGGACUGCGGCCAGGCAGCUCCAGCAGCAGCUCAGGGACCCGCCCCCUGGCCAGGCCGUGGCCUUGCUCACGCAGUAUGCAGCCAGCCUGGGAGCCUCGCUUAUCUUUCGAGAGGACCCGACACCAGGCCCCUGCACCCCUUUCUCAGUGAGCGUGGAGCUGGAUGGUGUGGUCUGCUCCGAGGGCUCUGCCGACAGCAAGUCCGAGGCCAAGCAGCAGGCAGCCCUGUCCACCCUCCACUACAUCAGGGCCCAUCUGGACGGACCAGAGCCCACUAGGACUUCUGGCAAGCUUCCACUGGCCCCACUGAGUGCAGAGGACAUCGUGACUCAUCAGCAGCGCUGCGCCGCCGUGGUGGACGCUGGCUUUGACCGCCUGGUGGACAGGAGCUCAGCCUACUGGGCCUGCAAGGGGACCGUGGCCGCAGUCAUCCUGGAGAGGGAGGUCCCUGGUGCCAGGGGCCAGGCCAAGGAGAUGUACGGGCUGGUGGCGCUGGGCACGGGCAGCGGCUGCUGCACUGGCCGGCAGGAGUUCUCAGGCCGGCAAUUGCAUGACUGCCACGGGUUGGUGGUUGCCCGCCGGGCCCUGCUGAGGUUUCUGUUUCGGCAGCUCCUUUUGGUGACACAGGGGGGGCCCAAGGGCAAGGAGCAGUCAGUGCUGGCCCCCCAGCCUGAGCCUGGGCCCCCCUUCACCCUCAAGCCCGGGAUCUUCCUGCAUCUCUACGUCAGCAACACUCCCAAGGGAGCGGCCCAGGACUUCUACCUCCCCUCCUCCCUGGAAGGCAGUUUCCUGCACAGCUGCCCCUUCCGCCUGCAGGCACACGUGCGGGGGGAGCUGAAGCCGGUGGGCUACAUCGCCUCUGCACUCCGAGACACCUAUGUGGGCUGCCUCUCUGCCAGCGACAAGCUGGCUCGAUGGGCUGUGCUGGGGCUGGGCGGUGCCCUGCUGGCCCACUUCCUGCCGCCCCUCUACGCCACCAGCCUUGUCCUGGCGGACCCCUGCCACGACCCCCCCACCCUGAACAGGGUCAUCCAUGGCCGGCCCAGCCUGAACGAGCCCGAACAGCCGGACCUGCCCUCGCCCUAUGCACGCACCACUCUGCAUCUGUUCUCAGGGCCCCCGGGGGCCCCUUCGGACCCCAUCCCCAGCACCUGCCAGGGCCUCAGCCUCAACUGGAGCCUGGGGGACACUGGUGUGGAGGUCGUGGAUGUGGCCACUGGGCGGGUGAAGGCAGAUGAUGCCCCAGGGCCCCCCUCCCGCCUCUGCAAAGCUGCCUUCCUGCGAGCCUUCCGCCAGGCCACCCAAGCGCUGGGCAAGCCCCAACUCUUGGCCAUGAGGACUUACGAGGAGGCCAAGGCAGGGCCCUACCUGGAAGCUCGCCAGCUGCUCUCCUUGCUCCUGGACCAGCAGGGCCUCGGGGCGUGGCCCUCCAAGCCCCUGCUGGGCAAGUUCAGAAGCUGA
Molecule: messenger RNA, 1722 nt
Organism: Echinops telfairi (small Madagascar hedgehog)
Lineage: Eukaryota; Metazoa; Chordata; Mammalia; Afrosoricida; Tenrecidae
Gene: ADAD2
Product: adenosine deaminase domain containing 2
Exons: 11
Coding region: 1-1722 (573 amino acids)
Biological process (GO): RNA processing; adenosine to inosine editing
Cellular component (GO): cytoplasm; nucleolus
Molecular function (GO): double-stranded RNA binding; tRNA-specific adenosine deaminase activity; double-stranded RNA adenosine deaminase activity
Source: RefSeq, a predicted model, not a curated record